Psylliodes chrysocephalus is the source of this 837-nucleotide messenger RNA. The record is from the annotation of a GenBank genome assembly. NCBI's taxonomy places the organism in Eukaryota, Metazoa, Arthropoda, Insecta, Coleoptera, Chrysomelidae.
AUGGCAGUAUUGCGGAUUUUUUUAUUGGGAGCUAUCGGGCUGAUCUCGCAUUCAGCACUGUGUGCUCAGACUGGAGCAUCGAAUAGCGGGAAUUCACUCACAGAGAGCACGACAAGAGGGCCACAUUUUGACGCCAGUGCAUCGAAAAAUGUUACAGCGUUACUUGGAAAGACUGCAUAUCUCAAUUGCAGAGUUAAAAAUUUAGCAAAUAGAACAAUGUCUCCGCAGGUGUCGUGGGUGAGGCACAGGGACGUGCAUCUCCUUACAGUGGGCCGUUAUACAUACACCAGUGACCAGAGGUUUAGAGCCAUCCACCAACCCCAUUCGGAAGAUUGGACGUUGCAAAUCAAGUAUCCUCAGCACAGGGAUUCCGGAGUGUACGAAUGUCAGGUCUCAUCGACACCGCAUCUAUCGCAUUUCAUCCAUCUCACCGUAAUAGAACCAGAUACAGAGAUCGUAGGCGGACCUGAGCUUUUCAUUGAUCGAGGCAGCACUAUUAACCUCACUUGCGUCGUUCGACAUAGUCCCGAGCCACCGGCGUUCAUUUUCUGGAACCACAACGAUGCUAUCAUUAGCUAUACAAGCUCAAGGGGCGGAGUUAGUGUAUCAACAGAAAGAGGAGAAACCAGCCGAAGCGUUCUGUUGAUUCAGAAAGCCAAACCUUCAGAUUCUGGAAACUAUCAGUGUAACCCAUCCAAUGCGAGACCGGCCAAUGUCACUGUGCACGUCUUGAAUGGUGAACACCCAGAAGCAAUGCAACACGGCGGCAAUCAGCGAAUGGGUCCUUCUCUGGGCGCCCUGGCGUUCAUCUCCUAUGUUCUGUUGGCUUACUGUUAA